AUGUGGCUCACUGUGCACUGGUUAGUCACCCGCCUCCCUGACCGCCUUGCCACUGCCCGCGACGCGCUUCUUCAGAAGCACCCCACUGAACUCACUAUAUACCUCCUUCAGACUGCUCUCGGGACCAUCGAGAGCAGCCUCCUCACCGUUGCCUCCGCCACUGAUGCGGUGGCCCCCCGUCUCUUUGCGGGGUGUGCCGCCCCUCAGCUUCCCACUUUCACCACUACCCGCGCUUCUGUUGCUGUGUCGGUCUCUGAGGACACCGCUGCCAUUUCUGCCGCAGACUGGCAGAAACGGGGCAAGAGUGGCAAGAAGGGCGGGAAGGGGGGAGGUGGGGGCGGAGGAGGUGGCGGUGGAGGGGGCGGUGGAGGUGGGAGCGGCGGUGGUGGUGGAGGCGGCGGCGGCGGCGGCGGUGGUGCACCAGGGGGAGGGGGCCUUGGAGGAGGCGCAGGACAGACAGGUCCACCCACAGGUGGUGGCCCGACCGGUGGGGGUGCUGCCCCCCAGCAGCAGCAGCCACAGCAGCACCAGCCACAGCAGGGACAGCAGCAGCAGCAGGGACAGCAGCACCAGCAGGCGCCGCAGCAGUUCCAGCACCCCUGUCUCUGUGGUCGCGGCGACCACUCUGCCGCGCGGUGCUUCCGCCGCCUCGACGACCUCUACCGGGCUCGUUGGGGACCUCUGGCGGUCACUCCUCGCUGGUCUCGUCUGUUAACCCGUGACCCUCCGGCUGAGGCCUCUCUGUCGUUCACCCUGGACUCGGGCGCGUCUCAGUGCUUCUUCCGCGACCACACGACCCUUACGCCACUCCUCACUCCUGUGUCAGUGGCUCUGGCUGAUCCUACCUCUGGACCAGCCGUUGCGCGUAGCUCCACCACCCUCCCGUGCCAUGUGGUCCCCUCUGGUGUCCUACGCGGCCUCCACAUCCCCUCGUUCACUCGGAACUUGGUGGGUGUUGGAUACCUCCAGGACAGGGGGAUCACGGUUACCUUCGUGGGGGGUGGGCGGACUGCAGUCUGUACAGACGCUACCACAGGUGCUGUUCUGGCCACGUUCACCAGGGAGCCCCGCUCCGGUCUCUACGUUCUCCACACCGAGCGCUCCCCGGUCGCGUCCUCCCCUCAGGUCGUUGCGUCCCCUCCGGCCCAGGUCCCCAGUCCAGUUGAUGUGUCUAGCCAGGUAGUCGUGUCCGGUCCUGGCGCUGUGUCCAGUCCAGUCGCUGCGUCUUGCUCCUGUCGCUCUCUCACCCACCGCACCGUCCUGUGGCACCACCGCCUUGGCCACCCGUCGAUCCCUCGCCUUCGUGGCAUGCUCGGUCAGGGACUUGUCACAGGUCUCCCACGCACCUUCCCGUCGCUCCCUCCCUCGCUUGCCCCUCCUUGCUCUCCGUGCGUCGCCGGUCGCUUACGCGCCACUCCCCACUCCUCCUCCCUUCGUCCGGCCACCGCUCCCUUCGAGACUCUCCACUUGGACGUCUGGGGCCCUGCCCCGACGCAGGGGUGUGGGAGGGAGCGUUACUUUCUGGUGGUCGUCGACGACUUCUCCAGGUACACCACCGUGUUCCCUCUUGCGAAGAAGUCCGAGGUGACUGCUACGCUGAUCAGGUGGCUUCUAGCCACUGAGGGCACUCGUGGUCGUCGAGUCAGUUGUCUCCAAUCCGACCGUGGGGGCGAGUUUCGCUCCGGCAUGCUCGGCGGAUUCUGCGGCGAACAGGGCAUCACCCAGUCCUGGACGCUGCCAGAGUCCCCACAGCAGAAUGGGGUUGCUGAGCGCCGCAUAGGCUUGGUCAUGGACAUCGCCCGCACGUCCAUGAUCCAUGCCCGUGCGCCCCAUUUUCUGUGGCCCCACGCGGUUCGCUACGCCGCACACCAGCUGAACCUCCAGCCGCGUGUCUCGCGGCCCGAGGCUUCACUGACCAGUCUUUGGACUGGUUCCCCUGGUGUCGGGUCGGCCUUUCGAGUCUGGGGCUGCCUUGCGCUUGUUCGCGACACCUCCGCGGACAAGCUCUCGGCACGCGCCGUCCCCUGUGUCUUCCUUGGUUUCCCAGUGGACUCUGCCGACUGGUCCUUUUACCACCCGCCCCUCCACCAGUUCCUAGACUCCCGUGACGUCCGGUUUGACGAGUCUGUGUCCUACUACACCCGGUACCCCUGUCGAGGUCUCCCGGUACCCCCUCCCCCCCUUUUCCUAGCACCCUCUCCUCCUCCUGCUCCUGCUCCUCCGGUACCCCCGCCCCCCCCUGGUCCUGCCCCGUCUGGUGUGUCCCACGCUACCCCUCUACCCUCGGUCAUGCGUCAGGUAGUGUCUCCCUCCCCGCAGUCCUCCUCACAGUCCCCUCAGCAGCCUUCGGCACUUCCGCGACAGGUUACUGUGGACUCGGUUGGUGUUGGAGCUGGAGGUGCGGCCGCUGGCGGUGCUCGGUCUUGGGGUGCUCGGUCGCGGGGUGCUGGAGCUGGAGGUGCUGGCGCAGGUGGCGCUAGCUCUGGGGGCGCUGGAGCUGGAGGUGCUGGCACUGGAGGUGCUAGUUCUGGGGGUGCUGGAGUUGGAGGUGCUGGCACUGGCGGUGCUGGUUCUGGGGGUGCUGGAGUUGGAGGUGCUGGCACUGGCGGUGCUAGUUCUGGGGGUGCUGAGUCUGAGGAGACUGACGCUGGAGACCCUGGUUCUGCGGAGUCCACUCCGCCUCCCCACCGCCACGACACGCGUCUCCAGGCUGCCCGUCGGCGUGAGCGUGAGGAGUAG
Molecule: messenger RNA, 2739 nt
Organism: Closterium sp. Naga37s-1
Lineage: Eukaryota; Viridiplantae; Streptophyta; Zygnematophyceae; Desmidiales; Closteriaceae
Source: the annotation of a GenBank genome assembly